Messenger RNA from Phanerochaete carnosa HHB-10118-sp, 581 nucleotides. RefSeq lists its product as uncharacterized. The record is from RefSeq and is a predicted model, not a curated record. Lineage: Eukaryota; Fungi; Basidiomycota; Agaricomycetes; Polyporales; Phanerochaetaceae. The transcript has a single exon. Bases 67 to 504 code for a protein of 145 amino acids.
GUGACUUUGCCUUGUAGUCCUCAGGGUGGCUUAACCUACCUGUUCGACAUAUCGUGCCUGCCCCAGAUGCACCACAAGCCGUUCACCUCCUUCAUCGCUGCCAUCUGGGACUCUGCGCCUCCAACGGUGACUAACCAGGACUUCGAGGCGCUCGUCGAGGGGAUCAACCCAGGUGUCGGGCUCGGCCUGCACUACUGGAUCCCGAACCCGAUCAACGCGUCGGCGGGCAUCAGCGCGGUGUGGGACUUCAGCAAGGCGGAGCGUUUCCAGAACGACACGAACAAGGCGAACGCGUUCCUCGUCGCGGCCGAGACCGGCAACGUCCCGGACCCAAUCAACCCCGUGAUCAACUCGCCGUGGCUUUACGAGCCGGUGCUGGACGUCAAUGGUCAGCCCGACGGACAGCUCGCGACACAGGUGUACCGGUUCAACUCGAACGGAGGCCAAGCUCCGAACACUGUACGUGAUGCUCGACUUCGUGUCCUUUAUUGUGCCGGAGACUGACUUCCUCCGUAGUCUUGCACGCCUGGUGCCCCUACUCUCCAGGUCAAGUCCACUUUGGACUUCUGUAUGUGUUUUGC